Chironomus riparius is the source of this 633-nucleotide messenger RNA. Lineage: Eukaryota; Metazoa; Arthropoda; Insecta; Diptera; Chironomidae. The record is from the annotation of a GenBank genome assembly.
AUGAAGAAAUUUCUAUUGAUUUUUGGGAUUGCAACGUUUGCCGUUCAUUCGAUUGUUUCUGAAAAUGAUGAUGAGGCAGGAAUUGAGCAGAGUCAAAUGGAAGCAAUUGACGAUGACAUCUCCAAUCCCCAAGACAUCACCAAACCUGACAAUCAACAAUUUUCAAUUCACAAAGACAACAAUGACACCGAAAAUGAUAAAAUUCCGUCUACAAAAGAGCAUGAAGACCGCCUAAAACUCUUAAAUGAUCACGAUGAUGAUAAAGAGGCAUCCGGAGAUGACGCGACAUUAACAACUGACAAUGAGGGAAAUGAUGAUGCAGUGAAUGAGGCAGAAAAUGAUAAUGGAUAUGACACGAAUGACCAAAGUCAAGACGAGGGGAUUAUUGGAGUGGAAAAUGAUGAAGAAGAUGAUAAGAUGGAUGGAAGUGGAGACGAGGACGAUAAGGAAGAGAAAGUUGAACAAGAUGAAGAGGAAAACUUGAAUGUUGGAGACGAGAAUGAAGAAGAACAGAAAAGUAGUUCAGGACAUGAUGAAAAUGAAGAAGUGGAAGAAGAAAUGGAAAGUGGAAAUGCAGGAGGUGAGGAAUUAUUUAUUAAAGGACAAUUUGUGGAUUGUUCAAAGGAGAACUAA